Messenger RNA from Octodon degus (degu), 2490 nucleotides. RefSeq names its product cerebral endothelial cell adhesion molecule (gene Cercam). The record is from RefSeq and is a predicted model, not a curated record. The coding region runs from base 308 to 1879 and encodes 523 amino acids. The transcript is spliced from 14 exons. Lineage: Eukaryota; Metazoa; Chordata; Mammalia; Rodentia; Octodontidae.
GAAAACAACAAUAAAACAGGACAUAGGAAGGCCGGGAACAAUGUGGUGCUCUGGACACUGGAAACAGCAGUUUGGCGGCAGCAGCAGGGCCACUGGCCGGAAGUUGUGAUGGACCCAGGUGGAGGCUCGGGGCCAGGCCAGUGCAGGACUCCUGGGCAGAAGGCAUCCUCAGGCGGCUCAGUGGGGCAAGAGGAGACUUCGUGCCGUGAGGAGACGAGAAUGGUUAAGUGCCGGGACGCCGGGCGAGGAGCGAGGAGCGAGCAGCGCUGAGGGAUGGCGGCGCCCCAGGUGUGCCACAGACCACAACAUGGACAACACCACAGCGAUGCUGCGGGAGUGGCUGGCUGCUGUGGGCCACCACUAUGCAGCUGUAAUCUGGAGGCCUGAGGGCGAGCCCAGGCCCUACCCGGAUGAAGAGGGUCCCAAGCACUGGACCAAAGAAAGGCACCAGUUUCUGAUGGAGUUGAAGCAGGAAGCCCUGACCUUUGCUAGGGACUGGGGGGCCGACUAUAUCCUGUUUGCAGACACCGACAAUAUUCUAACCAACAACCAGACGCUGCGGUUUCUGACGGGGCAAGGGCUGCCUGUGGUGGCCCCCAUGCUGGACUCGCAGACCUACUACUCCAACUUCUGGUGUGGGAUAACUCCUCAGGGCUACUACCGCCGCACGGCUGACUACUUUCCCACCAAGAACCGCCAGCGCCGGGGCUGCUUCCAGGUCCCCAUGGUCCACUCCACCUUCUUGGUAUCCCUGAGGGCAGAGGGGACAGCCCAACUGGCCUUCUACCCCCCUCACCCCAACUACACAUGGCCCUUCGAUGACAUCAUCGUUUUCGCCUACGCCUGUGAGGCAGCUGGGGUCUCGGUCUACGUGUGCAACGAGCACCGGUACGGGUACAUGAACGUGGCCGUGAGUCCCCACGGGGGGCUGGAGGACGAGAAGAUCAACUUCGUUCACCUGAUCUUGCAGUCUCUAGUGGACGGACCUCCCAUGCAGGCUUCUGCUCAUGUGUCUUGCCCUCCGAAGAGGCCCAGCAAAAUGGGGUUUGAUGAGGUCUUUGUCAUCAGCCUGGCCCGCAGGCCUGGCCGCCGCCAGCGUAUGCUGAGCUCGCUCUGGGAGAUGGAGAUCUCAGGACGUGUGGUGGAUGCUGUGGAUGGUCGGCUGCUCAACAGCAGUGUCCUCAGGAGCCUGGGUGUGGACCUGCUCCCUGGCUACCGGGACCCCUACUCAGGCCGCACGCUGACCAAGGGCGAGGUGGGCUGUUUUCUCAGCCACUACUCCAUCUGGGAGGAGGUGGUUGCCAGGGGCCUGGCCCAGGUGCUGGUGUUUGAAGACGACGUGCACUUUGAGAGGAACUUCCGGGGUCGGCUGGAGCGGCUGAUGCAGGAGGUGGCCGAGCAGCAGCUACAGUGGGACCUGAUCUACCUCGGCCGGAAGCAGGUGAGCCCGGAGGAGGAGGUGGCCGUGGAGGGGUUGCCGGGCCUGGUGGUGGCCGGGUACUCCUACUGGACACUGGCCUACACCCUGAGCCUGGCGGGUGCCCAGAAGCUGCUGGCCUCACAGCCGCUGCACCGCAUGGUGCCCGUGGAUGAGUUCCUGCCCAUCAUGUUCGACCAGCACCCCAAUGAGCAGUACAAGGCGCACUUCUGGCCACGGGACUUGAGGGCCUUCUCCGCCCAGCCUCUGCUUGCUGCCCCCACCCACUAUGCAGGGGACACCGAGUGGCUCAGUGACACAGAAACAUCUUCUCCAUGGGAUGACGACAGUGGACGCCUCAUCAGCUGGACCGGCUCUCAGAAGACCCUGCGUGACCCCCGCCUGGACCUGGCGGGAAGCAGCGGGCACAGCAUCCAUCCGCACCCACGGGAUGAGCUCUAGGUGCAGCUGGCGGGACGGACACAGCCCGUGGGCCUCCUUUUUGCACUGGGCUGGGCCCGCGAGGCUCUGUCUGUGCAGCCGCUUUGUCUCUGAAUCUGGCUGUCUAUAGCUUCCUGUCCCUGGCUGCUGCACUGUCUGAUUUUCACCCCUCUUCCUCUCAUCUCAUCCAGCUGUCUGCUUCAGAAAAUCCCCUCACUGAGCACCAGGGCAUCCCGCCCCUCCGGGUCCUUGUCACACCAGACCAAAUGAUGGGUCCGCAGCAGUGUCCAGGAGCAAAGGAGGCGACUGACUGCUGGCAGGAGCCAGGAAGCCAGCAGGAGACUGGCUGUCACCUUAGGCCUGGCCCAUCUUAGGUCAGGAGAAACCACUCAAAGAUGGAUUGGAUGCCCCAGGAUGGAGGGCAGGAGGUGGCCCUCGGCUUUCACACAAGCUGGGCAGACCUCAGGCCCCAUCCCCCCACGAGGAUACCACCUCUCCCUCCACCUCAGCCCUCCCUAACUCCAAGGCUGGGUCUUGCCAGGACUUCUUCCCUACCAGUGGGAAGUGCGGGGGUGGGGGACCUAGCAGGCUGAGGGGGGCACACAGUAGGCCCUCAAUAAAAGCCAGCUGCA